This is a messenger RNA of Parnassius mnemosyne (clouded apollo), 828 nucleotides long. The record is from the annotation of a GenBank genome assembly. NCBI's taxonomy places the organism in Eukaryota, Metazoa, Arthropoda, Insecta, Lepidoptera, Papilionidae.
CUGGACUGGAAAGGAUACGGUAUCAACAUCAAUGGCGAGUACAUCACUCACCUUCGAUUUGCCGACGAUAUAGUCCUUAUGGCAGAAUCGCUGGAGGACCUAAGCACUAUGCUCAAUGACCUCAAUAGUGUUUCCCAACGGAUAGGUCUUAAGAUGAACAUGGACAAAACUAAGAUCAUGUUUAAUGUCCAUGUCACACCUAUGCCGGUAGUUGUUGGGAACACUAAGCUCGAAUUUGUUGACGAGUAUGUUUACCUGGGACAAAUAGUCCGACUGGGUAAGUCCAACUUCGACCGAGAGGUUAAUCGACGGAUUCAACUCGGCUGGGCAGCGUUCGGGAAGCUACGACACAUCUUCUCGUCAGACAUACCUCAAAACCUUAAAACGAAAUUGUACAACCAGUGCGUGUUGCCAGUGAUGACUUACGGAACUGAGACGUGGUCCUUCACUGCUGGCCGUAUGAGGAAGCUCAAAAUCGCUCAGCGAGCUAUGGAGAGGGCUAUGCUCGGAGUUUCUCUGCGUGAUAAACUUAGGAAUGAGGAUAUCCGCAGUAGAACCAGAGUGACCGACAUAGCCCAACGGAUUAGUAAGCUGAAGUGGCAGUGGGCCGGCCAUAUAGCUCGAAGAACCGACAACCGAUGGGGAAGAAAGGUUCUCGAGUGGCAGCCUCGUACCGGUAGGCGAAGUGUAGGGCGUCCCCCCACGAGAUGGAGUGACGACCUGGUAAGACAUGCAGGAAGUCGAUGGAUGCAGGUGGCUCAGGACCGUGUUUUGUGGCAUUCUUUGGGGGAGGCCUAUGUUCAGCAGUGGACUUGUGAAGGGCUGUAA